UUAGUUUAUGGUCUCUUCUUGGUUUCAUAUAACAGCGUGCCUUGAUUCAUGGGAUCCCUGUGCCGCUUGGCUAACGGGAACUGAGUCCUGACUUCAAAGGAACGCCUGUCGCAUUUCGUGAAAUAUUCUUAAAAUGGCUUCCAUCGUCGGCAGACGGCGAUUUCUCCAAAGAUUGUCAAAAUGUAAAAAAGAGACUUUGAAAACCCUCCUUAGAUAUGCCUCGACAUCAACUUCACAGAGUACCUUACAAUAUUGCGUGAAUUUAGUAAGGCGAAUAGACUAUGAGAAUUUCCUCUGUUCCUUAUUGAUUCCGAAGAGCUCAAGGAAUUCUGUGUUGUCGAUAAGAGCGUUCAAUGCUGAACUUGCACAGGUUAGAGAUUCAGUGAGUGAAAGAGACAUUGGUAGAAUGAGAAUGCAGUUUUGGAAAGAUACUCUUCAAAGCAUAUACAAGGGAUCUGCACCACAGCACCCAGUUGCUCUUGAAUUGGCAAAGGCCGUGGAAAAGCAUAAGUUAUCCAAAAUGUGGUUUACAAGGAUGAUUGAAGCUAGGGAAAGUAACUUAGAUGAAAGAGCAUAUCCAAACACCAAAUCACUUGAGACAUAUGCUGAAAACUCAGCGUCUUCUGUGCUUUACCUUACACUUGAAUCAUUAGGCGUCAAAGACGUGAAUGCGGACCAUGCUGCUAGCCAUGUGGGAAAAGCUUUUGGAAUAGUUACACUACUGAGGGCAACUCCUUACCAUGGAAACAGAGGAAAAGUGUUAUUGCCAAAUGACAUACUGAUCAAGCAUGGUGUGUCACACCAAGAUAUCAUCCGUGGCAGCACCUCACAACCAGUGAAGGAUGCAGGAUUUGAGCUGGCAAGCCUGGCAAAUACACAUCUUAAUAUGGCAAGAGCUCUAAAGUCAAAGUUACCAAAAGCAGCGCUUCGUGCACUACUACCUGCGGUUUCCUGCCAGGAAUAUCUGAAUCACAUACAAAGAGCUGAUUUUGACCUGUUCCAUCCAACUCUACGAGAGAGAAACCAAUUGCUUCCUUUAUCACUUAUACGUCAUGCAUGGACAAGGAAGUAUUGAAAUUAAAUUAUUAUUUUAAUGA
Molecule: messenger RNA, 1097 nt
Organism: Nematostella vectensis (starlet sea anemone)
Lineage: Eukaryota; Metazoa; Cnidaria; Anthozoa; Actiniaria; Edwardsiidae
Product: NADH dehydrogenase (ubiquinone) complex I, assembly factor 6
Exons: 10
Coding region: 134-1075 (313 amino acids)
Biological process (GO): mitochondrial respiratory chain complex I assembly; biosynthetic process
Cellular component (GO): mitochondrion
Source: RefSeq, a predicted model, not a curated record